Molecule: messenger RNA, 2749 nt
Organism: Hipposideros armiger (great roundleaf bat)
Lineage: Eukaryota; Metazoa; Chordata; Mammalia; Chiroptera; Hipposideridae
Gene: CDC42EP1
Product: CDC42 effector protein 1
Exons: 3
Coding region: 1048-2148 (366 amino acids)
Biological process (GO): positive regulation of pseudopodium assembly; positive regulation of actin filament polymerization; regulation of cell shape
Cellular component (GO): cytoskeleton; plasma membrane; cytoplasm
Molecular function (GO): small GTPase binding
Source: RefSeq, a predicted model, not a curated record
CCUGCCCCCUCCCCAACCGCCGCAUUCCAGUCCCGAGCAGCAGAUGAGGUCAUCUCGUCCGGUUCCCCUCGGGCCAAGGCAGCCCGCUGUCCCCUUCCCCCGCGGAGCGACUUUUCCACAUUCGAACCUCCUGCCCCCCAGAAGGAAUGUUUUGUGGCUGAAGGCUUUCCCGGACUUCCAACCCCAACUGCCCUCGAGAUGGUCUGCCCUUGCCCCAACCAUUUCAAGACCUGCGACGCCUGAAGCCCAUUUUCUAGACCGGGACACUGAGGCUCAGCGAGGCCAAGGAACUGACCUGGAGGCCACCGCGGCACGAAACGCGGUGCGGGCACUGUAACCCAAGUCUGUGGGAGACUGGCCCGUAGCCGCUCUGCCUCGCCCAGUGAGGAGCGGACUUGGCUCUAACUAACUUGGGAUGGUGGGGCUAGAAGCGUCCAGCCCCUCUUCCUCCCACCUCCCCUGGGGUCCAUAGUGUACCCUCCUCCUAACCUGCUCCCAGUUUCUCAGUCUCUCCACCUGAAGCAGCUGCCCUUGGAAGAGCAUGAGAAGCCAGCCCCCAGGGAGUUAACCCCUAUUCCAGGGGCCAGAGCAGCCCUAACCAAGAUAGGGUCCCGCUGUCUAUCCGUAGGAGUGGUGUUACCCAGGGGACCCUUGCGGGAGGGGGCUGUGUGCACGCGAGUGGCCUCCAGGAUAAGAGGUGGCGCCCCUCGAGGACACCAGGGCCUCGCGGGUGAUCCCCAGGUCUCUACCCUGGUCAGGAGACGGGCUGUCCAUGUUUGAGGCACAUCUUGUGCCUUCUCUGUUCUUGGACGGACCAUCUAUAGCUGCUUCCACGAGUCCAGGAGCCAGGCCUCAGGGAGAGACAAGCCAUGGACCCGCCACAGCCUCAGUGUUUGGGGGCAGCACCUUAGGAGAACAGAGAGACAGCCUCUGUCCACCGCCUUACAGUGGGAAGGAAGGAGCUGAGAAGUGGACCCUGAUCCUAGCCCACCACCCACGCCAGGCCCUAAGUGGGCAUGCACCAGCAGCUGUGAACAGCUAGAGCUGAUGCCAGGCCCCCAGGGGGCCAGAGGAGUCCCCGCCAUGAACCUGGGCAAGCUCUCGCCUGUGGGCUGGGUAUCCAGCUCCCAGGGGAAAAGGCGGCUGACUGCAGACAUGAUCAGCCCCCCACUUGGGGACUUCCGCCACACUAUGCACGUGGGCCGCGGUGGGGAUGUCUUUGGUGACACCUCCUUCCUCAGCAACCACCACGGCAGCUCUGGGGGCACCCACCGCUCGCCCCGCAGCUUCCUGGCCAAGAAGCUACAGCAGGUGCGCAGAGUGGGGGUGCCAUCCCGGAGGAUAGCUUCCCCACAGGCUUCCUCGCCUGCUCCACCCGCCAUCUCCCCCAUCAUCAAGAACGCCAUCUCCCUGCCCCAGCUCAACCAGGCCACCUACGACAGCCUUGUGGUGAGCAAGUUCAGCUUCGACAGCAGCCCUGCCGGCUCCACGGACGGCCACUCCAGUUAUGGCCUGGACUCCGGGUUCUGCACCAUAUCCCGCUUGUCUCGCCCAGAAAAGACUCGUGACCGAGACCGUGACAGUUCCUUCCCCUCUGAGCCUGAGCUCCGCCGCUCUGACUCCCUUCUGUCCUUCCGCCUGGACCUUGACCUUGGGCCCUCUCUCCUCAGCGAGCUGCUGGGGGUCAUGAGCCUCUCAGAAACCUCUGCAGCUGAGACCCCAGCCCCAGCCUCUGCUGCAACCCCCCCAGCCUCAGCCCCUGCCACAAACCCCCCAGCCCCUGCCACAAAUCCCCCAGCCCAUGCCUCAAGCCCUCCACCCCGUGGACACUACCCCAAUGGGGUAACCACUGGGUUGGGCCCAAUGGCUGAAGCGAGGGUCAGCCCGAUGGGAGAGUGUCCCCGCCCACCUGCUGACAUGGUCCCUGGCAGGCACUGGGGAGCAGGCUGGGGCACCCGCCACUACACUGAAAUGGAUGCCCGGCGGGAGCUGGUGGAGGUGCUACCCCAAGCUCGGGCCUCUUGGGAGAGCCUGGACGAAGAGUGGGGGUCACCCCAGGCAGGCAGCAGGGCCCCUGUGCCCCGCGCAGUGCAAGCAAACACUUUUGAGUUUGCCGAUGCUGAGGAGGACGACGAGGUCAAGGUGUGAAUGGCUGAGCAUGGGCUCAGGACCCGGCCCAGCCUCAGGCCGCUGCCCAUGAAGAGCCCAAAUGCAGAGCCAGCCCCUCACCUGACAGCUGGGUCCCGCCAACGACAGAUGGGAGAACCUAAGUUGCCCCCAAACCCUUCCACUCUGCAGGACAGACCUGGGAGGGAGGCUAGGCUUGUUCUGGGACCUGGAUGUUCCGAGGGCCCUGCCAGGCUGACCUGCCUCCCCCCACUGCCACUCCAGACCCAAUGGCCACUUCUUCAGCCCCGCCCCCACUGGCUGCAGGGCCCAGCCUCACAGUGCUGCCUUUGUGCUAGGGAAGCUGACCUUUCUGGCUGGGGGGUAGGAAGCAUACCACACAGGGCCUUUGUCUCCUCCCAAAGGGACGGCCUGCCCCAGCUCAUCCUGGAGCUGCCCCCAGCAGGUUCCCGCUGCAUCCCUGAGCCCCAGCCCUUGCUACGGCGGCUUCCCCAACAUUCCCACCCCAACCCCUCUCGUCCCAGAAGCCUCAGAGAAGAAUCAGGUGUGACCUCCCCCCCAACUUCCUGUGCACCCCAGACCUGCCUCUGGGUCCUGAUUAAAAAAGGCUUUUUUGAUAAAA